Chlorella variabilis is the source of this 2004-nucleotide messenger RNA. RefSeq lists its product as hypothetical. The record is from RefSeq and is a predicted model, not a curated record. NCBI's taxonomy places the organism in Eukaryota, Viridiplantae, Chlorophyta, Trebouxiophyceae, Chlorellales, Chlorellaceae. Bases 1 to 2004 code for a protein of 667 amino acids. The transcript is spliced from 3 exons.
AUGGCGCUGCGCUGCUACGCCGAUGGGCCGGCGGUGGCGCUGUCAAAGCGCUGUGCAGCGUAUGGAAACGAGGGAAGACUGCAGGGACUUGCUGUGGCCCACGAAUUCGGCCCGGGCGCCUUUCUUGUGGUGCUGACUCGGUUUGCCUCCAAGGUAGAGGACUUCAUCAGCCGCAGUCAGGCAGCAGGCCGGCAGCAGCAGGCGCGCACGGCAUGGCUGGUGGCGCAGCAGCGGCUGGAGCAGGAGGCGGCAGACUGCGAGGCGGGGCUGGUAGGGUGGCUCGAAGGCGGCUCCAUUGCUGCUGCAGAGCUGCACAGCAGCGCGAGCGGCGACUGCAGUGCUGAGCCAUCCGGCGGCAGCAGCAACGCGCCGGCAGCGGAUCAGCUGCUGCUGGGGCCUGAUGCCAGCGACGCGCUGCAGGGCGCCGUGGCAGCGGCAGCUGCGGCGGCCAGCUUGCUCAGCGAGCCUGGUGGUGGUGCAGCGGCCGCUGGCCCUGCUGUUCUGCUGGCAGUGGAAGAGCAUGUGAAGGAGGCGGGUCAUACCUUGGCGAACCAGCUUGCCGCAGCUGAGGAUGGCGCCAGGCGCCUGCUGAGCGGGGCGCGGCAGCAGUUUGCGGCUGCCUGCCGCCCGCCAGGCGGCGACAGCUCAGCCAGCCUGCAGGACCGUGUGCUCCUGCUGUGCGCACAGCACCCAUUGGCGGCACCCGCGUGCACAGCACAGCUGCUGGAGCAGGCAGCAGAGGCCCAAGCGUGCCACAGCCGGGCAAUGCAAGAGCGGCGGACCGCCUGGAGCGCUUUCCAGGCUGGCACGCUUUCCAGGCAGCAGCAGCCUCUUGAACAGCCAGGUGCUGAAAGCAGCCACAGUAGGGGUGCGCAGCUGGUGCUGGAGCCAUUCUCGCCCGCGGAGCCUCCGCUGGAACUAGUCAGCAGCGGCAGCGGCAGCAGCCAGGCGGGGGAGGGGAGCGAGUGCCUGGCAGCGGAUGGGACAGACGACGGCUGGAGCUCCGAGGAGCAUGCCGUGUUUGUGUGGGAGCGGCGCCUGUGCAUGGCACCCGGCGGGGGCGGCGAGGCCGCGCUGCUGCGCCAGCUGGCGGCGCUGCUGCCGGGGCGCACCCCGCUGCAGGUGCGGGCGCACGAGCGGUGGCACAAGGAGGGCAGCCGCCUUUGGGGCGCUGUGACCCAGGGCGAGGCGGGGUGGCGGCAGGAGCAGGCCGUUUUUGUGGCGGCGGCAGAAGCGCUGCUGAGCGAGUCGGAGGCUGGCUGCCUUGCAGCUGCCGAUGCACUGGUGCUGCACCUGGAGGCUGUGGCCACCAGCCUGCUGUCAGCGGCAGCACUAGACCACCAGCGAGCGGUCAGGGGAGAGCAGCAGGCAUCCGAGUUGGAGCACCGCUGGGCUUCGGCGGCGGCCGCCGCAGACCAGCAAGCAGCUCGGCGUCGGGCUGCUGCCGACCAGCGGUGCCGCCUGAAGCAGCUGCUUGCGGAGCACCGGCACCGGCAAGAGACGCAGGCAGCAGCCGCGCUUGCCGCCGAGCAGGCUGCUGCAGCUGCGGCGGCUCGAGAGGCAGCGGCGGCUGCUGCUGCGGGGAAGCAGAGGGUGCAGCUCCGGCAGCAGCUGGUGGCCGCAAGGGGCGCCCGGCGGCAGCUGGAGCAACAACAGAGGCAGGCGGCGGAGCAGCGGCGGCAGGCGGCGCUGGAGCAGCUGCGUCGCCAGGUGGCGCCCGCCGUGCCGCGGGAUGCCGCCCGUGCCAUGGCCGCCACCCAGAGCAGCGCUGCGGCGGCAGCUGCCCUGGGCCGCCAGCACGGCCUGUUUGCUGGAGCCCUGGGAUUCACUGCAGACCAGGUGCUGCAGGACCAGCGGUUCAAGGUGUAUGAAGUGCUGCGGGCGCUGUCGCUCCACUCCACUGCCGCCGGGCGGCUGGCGAUCGCGGCGGCGCGCCCCGCCCACCCGCUGCGUGCCGACACGCUGACCUCGGAGCAGCGGCAGGGGAUGGCGGGGCUUGGUUGA